AUGCUACGCGCAGACGACCAGAGCUUUGCUUUCGAGGAGUGGUCGAAGGCUCAAGCCGAGCUGAAGUCCAUGUCGCUUGAGGACGACUGGUCCGCCGAGGUGAACAAAUAUUUGAAGUUCCUAUUGGACAUGAAUCGCCAAUGCAUGGAGCGGGAAGAUGACCUUUCCCAGCAGUUCCGAAAGCAGGAGCUUGAGAGGGUUUUUGCCUCGCGGGUCGCCGCAGCCCGUGUAAGUGCGGCCGACGCGGCGAAAGCUGCAGCCGGGGCUAUGAAGCGAGUUGGUGGCGAUGCGAUGCUUCAAGCGCGAGAUGCUGGUGAGGCGGCCGCUGCAGCAGCCGCCCAGCUGGGCAUGGGUCCCUUCAUCCAAGCCGCUUUUGCAGGCGCGCAGGCAGCAGCGGCAGCAAGCGUCAAGCAGAAGCAGCCACUUUCGCGGGUGGAGCAACUGGACGAAGCCAACAAGGCCUCCAUGAGAGUUGCGGAGCGGUGUGGCAUGACGGCGAAGGACAGGGAGCUCAUCACUGAAGCUACAGAAGCCGCCAAAGAAGCGGCGAAUGCCGAUGCGCAAAGUGACAUUGCAGCAUGCUUUGCAUUUGCCUUGGCAUCUCGGUUGAGUCUCACGGAAGAGGCCCAAAGCGCGGUCACAGGUGGUUCAGAUGCGGCAGGCGCAGGUGGAAAUGAAGGCUACCCAUGA
Messenger RNA from Symbiodinium pilosum, 690 nucleotides. Lineage: Eukaryota; Dinophyceae; Suessiales; Symbiodiniaceae. The record is from the annotation of a GenBank genome assembly.